AUGGCUACUUGUCCGAGGCUAUUCUCUCCAGCUCCUGUAGCUAAAACUUCUCAAUUAAACCAUAAACCUAUCCCUUUAUUCUCUUCUCACAAAUCUAAUAUCACACCUUCAAGAAAAUCCCACCACCGAAUUCAAAGCAGCAAGUUUGGAAGCUUUCUUGACUUGAAACCUGAAUCGAAACCUGAGUUCUUGAAUUUUGAUCUCUCAUGGUUUGAUCCUGCUGAUAGGUCUCGCUUUGAUGUGAUCGUUAUUGGCACUGGCCCGGCUGGUCUACGUCUAGCUGAGCAAGUGUCCCGCUAUGGAGUUAAGGUAUGUUGUGUUGAUCCUUCACCACUUUCCAUGUGGCCUAAUAACUAUGGUGUUUGGGUUGAUGAGUUUGAGAGCUUGGGGCUUGUCGAUUGUUUGGACAAAACAUGGCCUAUGACUUGUGUUUAUAUUGAUGAAAACAAAACCAAGUAUUUAGACCGUCCUUAUGGUCGUGUUGGUAGGAAGGAAUUGAAGACAAAUUUGUUGGAGAAUUGUGUCUCCAAUGGAGUUAGAUUUCACAAGGCUAAGGUCUGGAAAGUGGAGCAUAAGGAAUUUGAGUCUUCAAUUGUUUGUGAUGAUGGGAGCGAGUUAAAAGCUAGCUUAGUUGUUGAUGCAAGUGGUUUUGCAAGUAGUUUCAUUGAGUAUGAUAAGCCAAGAAGCCAUGGCUAUCAGAUUGCUCAUGGAAUUUUAGCUGAAGUGGAUUGUCAUCCAUUUGACAUGGAUAAAAUGGUUCUUAUGGAUUGGAGAGACUCCCAUAUGGGAAAUGAACCUUAUUUGCGUGCAAAUAAUUCAAGACUUCCAACCUUUCUGUAUGCUAUGCCAUUUGAUUCAAACUUGGUGUUUUUAGAAGAGACUUCCCUGGUUAGUAGGCCUGUGUUAUCUUACAUGGAGGUCAAGAGUAGGAUGGUAGCAAGAUUAAGACAUUUGGGAAUCAGAGUAAAGAAUGUAAUAGAGGAUGAGAAAUGUUUGAUUCCAAUGGGAGGACCUCUCCCACAAAUCCCUCAAAGUGCGAUGGCCAUUGGUGGGACUUCAGGGGUUGUCCAUCCCUCAACUGGGUACAUGGCGGCUAGAACAAUGGCCUUAGCCCCAGCUGUAGCGGAUGUCAUUGUAGAGUGUCUUGGCUCAACCAGAAUGAUCAGGGGAAGGCCGCUUCAUCACAGAGUGUGGAAUGGCUUGUGGCCAUUGGAGAGAAAGUGUACACGGGAAUUUUAUUCUUUUGGGAUGGAGACUUUGUUGAAGCUUGAUCUUGACGGGACUAGGAGUUUCUUUGAUGCUUUUUUUGAUCUGGAUCCAUAUUACUGGCAAGGGUUCCUAUCCUCAAGGUUAUCUCUCAGGGAGCUUCUUUUAAUGAGCUUAUCUUUAUUUUGUAAUGCCUCAAAUCCAUCCAGGUUUGAUAUUGUUACGAAAUGUCCUGUUCCCCUGGUAAGAAUGAUGGGCAAUUUGGCACUUGAAGCCAUCUAA
Dovyalis caffra is the source of this 1488-nucleotide messenger RNA. The record is from the annotation of a GenBank genome assembly. Lineage: Eukaryota; Viridiplantae; Streptophyta; Magnoliopsida; Malpighiales; Salicaceae.